Dreissena polymorpha is the source of this 1922-nucleotide messenger RNA. Its product is annotated as troponin C-like. Bases 136 to 588 code for a protein of 150 amino acids. Gene Ontology annotation, cellular component: myosin II complex. The record is from RefSeq and is a predicted model, not a curated record. NCBI's taxonomy places the organism in Eukaryota, Metazoa, Mollusca, Bivalvia, Myida, Dreissenidae. The transcript has 6 exons. Gene Ontology annotation, molecular function: calcium ion binding.
UCCCGGAUUAACAUUUACAUAAGUCUUGGCAGUUAGAAGCUUGCUUGCGCACGCGCUGUGAAGAAAUUCUGGAUUUUCUUAGAAUUUUACGGGGUACACCGUGGGUUGAGAGUUGAAUAUUAAUUCGUCUUCAAAAUGGCGGAUUUUAAAGUCACGGAUAAGCAGUUUACAGAUGCUAAACAGACUUUCCACCUGUACCAGAAGAAGGGAACGGAGGAGGUUGCUACUAAGGAUCUGGACCAGCUGUUCAAGGCCAUGGCGCUGCACGUUGACGACGACAAGCUUAAAGACUGGGCUGACGAGAUGGACGAUGACGCCGUGGGUACCAUACCGUGGGAGAAGUUUAAGAUUCUAUUCGAAAGAAAACUGAAGGAAGACGAAGAAGAGAAAGAAUUAAAAGAGGCUUUCAGAGUUUUAGACAACCAAAAAAAAGGAACUAUUCCUGUCGACGAUCUCAGAUGGAUCUUAAAAAGUCUAGGUGAUGAUAUUACAGAAGAAGAAAUCGACGACAUGAUUGCGGAGACUGAUACCGACGGAAGCGGAACCGUAGAUUAUGAAGAGUUCAAAAGUUUGAUGUCAUCGGAAUGAGCUAAGCGCAAAGGAAGUAGUGACUCUAGCGACACAAUUUUCUCACCAUUUCCACAAAAGGUCAUCUUGCAUCAAAAGUCCAUAAACGAGAGCUUACUUCUCAACCGAUGGCUUUGUAGCACGAAAUUUGCUGAUAAAAAGGACUCUGAAAAGCAAUUAUUUGUUAUUGUUCUCAGAAAUGUCUGAAUUUUUUUUUACGUUUACCCCCUCAAGUGCAUAUACGUAUCAAAGCUGCAAAUGUUAUUUUUAACUACAAAUUUUAUUGGCUGUUAUUUAUAGUGUGUAUGCUCACGUGACUGCUCUAACUACGCCUUAACCAAUAAGCUGGCUGCAUUUAAGCUGUUCUGCGCAUAAUUUCUCGAGCAAUACUCAUACACUAUCUAACUUGGAACCUGUUUGCACAGCGCUCGCAACUAACACCUCCCUAGUUACUAGAAACCAUACUAACUAGCGUUAUACACUUACGGAUUAACAUAACACCUUGUUCUUCUGUUUACAGAGUUUUAUGCCCUGAUGAUGGGAUAAAUCAACCAUCGUCUGAAAAUGUCUUCCGAGUGUGAAGUCUACUUAUGUUUGAGAUCAAACUCUGUGAAGUUCCUUAACACUUACACUAGUAUAUUGUGAUAAUUAUUCACUCAUUUAUCCAUUAUAGAAACUUUUUCAUAUAAACUAUAGACACUUUUAAGUCAUGAGAAUAGCUUCACCUACGUUUCAUGUCGCAUAAUGACUUAUUAUAAAGAAUCGACAAAAAUAAAAUAAUAAUGAAGAUCUACUACAUAAACAAUAUCAACUAUAAUUAACACUUAUUUAUCGGACCAUGUAAUGGAAGAUUCCCAUUUAUAACCAAUGUACAUGCACUAGUUUGAUUAUACUUUCAAUUUCCUAGCGUUUCUUUGUUUUGGAUAACUUGGUUAAGGAAAUAUGUACGUUUAGCAGGGGCUUAGAGGUUAACUUAGUUUUCGGCCUUUUGUAUCCGCAUGCUGAAUGACCUUUAUAAUUCACUUAUUUCACGCUGUACUAACGUCUAUUGAAGUUACUUUUACGUCAUCUGUCUCAAUGCCAGCUUUAUUAAUUGUUACAGUAUCACACGCACAUUUUGACAGGUUUUGCACGAGAGUGGUUUUUCAUUGACAAUGUGUUUCAAAUGCUGUUUUCAAAAUAACAAUGAAAUUACAACCAGUCAAUUAAAAUAAAUGUGUAUGCAUAAUUCUUGCCUACGUAAAAUGCUUAAGAAUGAGAAAUACGUUCGCUGUAUGUCUGAAUUGUAAAUAAUCCCACGGUUUAUAUCAUGGAAGUUCGAUUUAUGUUUGAAGAUAAAUAAACGAAGAAAUUUA